CCCCAAAAUCUGUGAUUAUGAAAAAUAUUUAUGAAGACUCUUGCUUUAGAUGUUUAAUUUCUGGAAAUCUAUUUUCGUCCAGGUUGUCAGGCAACUUGGACUCUUCCACGCAGCAAAUCCCAGCUUUCACGUCGUCAUAACUGGUCACAGUUCUAGGGGAGCGAUGGCGUCACUUCUCGUCUUCCUCUUGACAACGCUACGACAGUUUCCGACGAUGGAUUUCACUCUGGCAACUUUUGGCCAGCCGAGAACGGGCAAUGAGGCGUAUGCCAAUUAUAUGAAUGCUUUAUUCAUCCCGACGAACAGAGUUGUCGCCAGAGCCGACAUCAUCCCCCACUUCCCACCCGUUACGGCCUUCGGAUUCUUGAACGCCUUCCUCGGCGUCAACUACAUCCACCACGGCCAAGAAGUUUGGAUCAACGGCAAUGACACAAUCUUCUGUUCCAAAGCGGUCUACGAAGACCCAACCUGUUCCAACUCCCUCGGACCAAUUUACACCAUCGUCGACCACCUACAAUAUUUCGAUGCGGACUAUUCCGUCUGCUACUUCGUCGAGGGGUGGCUGGACAUCGAUCUCCUCAGUUUGGACGGCUUCACCCCGACCAACUUUAUCCCCCCGAUGCCCACUAUAGAUAACAAGACUAUCUCUCGAGUUUAAGAUCUUCGCAAAAAUGCGACAAUUAGAUACUCAUUCCCACAACCAACUCAUUCUUAUCCUGGAUAAGUUAUCCAUCCACCCACCUGAUGAGAAUCUCCUCCCACACUGGGUAGCCGCAUCUGGUUCACGUUGUUGAAGGAGGACAACAAUUUUGGCAAGAUCCUCAGCGACACGACGACCGCCUCAGCGACCGACGUUGCGGAUGCAGCCUUCAAUAAAUUUCAGGCGGAUGGCCUUGUCCGCACCGAAACAGAGGAGAUUGGUGAGCGCCUUUUGCGCCUCGAUGGCCAACCCGUCGGACAGUUGGACCUGAAUAAUUUGCAUAAUUAUUGACCAAUCGUUAAUUAAUUAGUUAAAUUAUCCUGCUCACAAUUUUAUCAUCCUGGAUCAAAUCCCACAAAAGUGUGACGCCUGGUUCGAUGACGUCGUCAAUUUUGAAAUUAAACGUCGCCAUGGAUCCAAAUCUCUUUCUCCGGAAGAACAUCCGCAUGGCGCGAGGUGGGAGGAGUAACGUCGUCGACCCCCCACCUCCCCCACUUCCAGGACCGAGUUGAGUCUUAUUUCUGCCAUUGUUACUCCCCCCAAUCUGCACUCCGCCCACGGUGAGGACAAUGUUGGGAUCGAGGAGUUGCUGUUGGACGUAUUGGGGUUGGAGUUGUUGCGGCGUGAGGUUCAGAUUCUGACCACGGGUGGCUAUUUCGACAAGCUGACUCUAUGUGAGGGACGCCAUGAGGUCGACGUGUUCCUGGGGAGACUCUUCACCGUCGAAAUCGGCCAUAUUUUUGUCCGAUUUGGUCGAUAUCCGGGAGGAGUACGAGCCGUCGGACACUUCACAUGUCGUCCCCGACAAGGGGUAAUAGAUCGUCAUGGGCGUCUUAGAGGUUGGCACGACAGCGUCGGUUGAGGUCGAGGGCGACGGAUCGGGGACUUGUUGGAGUUUCUGGUCACCUAGAAUACAAAAAAUACGUAAAAUUCCCCCCAUUUCCCUCUUCUAUCUUGACCUCACCUUGACCCUGACUAGACGUA
Molecule: messenger RNA, 1684 nt
Organism: Folsomia candida
Lineage: Eukaryota; Metazoa; Arthropoda; Collembola; Entomobryomorpha; Isotomidae
Product: lipase
Exons: 2
Coding region: 50-658 (202 amino acids)
Biological process (GO): lipid metabolic process
Source: RefSeq, a predicted model, not a curated record